Molecule: messenger RNA, 702 nt
Organism: Ostertagia ostertagi
Lineage: Eukaryota; Metazoa; Nematoda; Chromadorea; Rhabditida; Trichostrongylidae
Source: the annotation of a GenBank genome assembly
AUGUCUGGUAGACGGCUAUUCGUGACCGGAAUUGCGAAUAAUGUCGGUGAAGAGGCCAUACGUACCUAUUUUUCCCAAUUCGGAUUCAUGUCCGAGUUCACAUUGCCUGUGGAGAGGGAAACGGGUAUGAAUAGAGGGUACGCUUACAUCACUUUUUUGGACGAGGCCUCGACUGCCGAGUGCCUAGAGGUGUCUACGCAUAAAAUCCGGAAUAGGGAAGUAACAGUAAUGCGACUGUCUGAUGAAGACAGCUUGACGAAGAUGGAGGCGCUGAAGUCACGACGACUUUUUGUGAGCUUCCUUGGAGUGGAGAGUGUCACUGAAGAUUCCCUUCGACAAGCGUUUUCCGCUUACGGUUCUGUUUCGUCAGUUCAUUUUGCUCGAGAUGAAGAAGGAAAACUUCUGUACUAUGCAAUUUUGACUUUUGACAAUGAGGAUGCUGUCGACUCGUGUUUGAAGCUGAAUCACUGCAUUAAUGGACGAUCGAUUGCUGUAAGAAAAGCAGUAACCAAGGAACAGUUCAAGCUAGCUGAACAGUCUGAAAGGGAGCGUGCACAUUUGGAAGAACAUAUUCCUCGUUCUACCGUGUAUGUGGCUUCUGGUUAUCCAUCACAAGCUGAUUUUCAUCAAGAGCAGUAUCGACGUGAAUACGAGCAAUAUCAGCUGCAGAUGCAGGAGUAUCAAAACAGGUCAGAAUCCCCC